Molecule: messenger RNA, 274 nt
Organism: Funneliformis geosporum
Lineage: Eukaryota; Fungi; Glomeromycota; Glomeromycetes; Glomerales; Glomeraceae
Source: the annotation of a GenBank genome assembly
AUGACAGAAAGACCUGUAACAGGUCUAGAUUUUGCAUCUUUAUAUCCUAGCAUUAUCAUGGCCUACAACCUCUCCCCAGAAAAAAUCAUAUUGGAUCGAGAAAAGGCUGAUAAUGUCUGUAAAAAUGGGAACGAGCUUCAUACGAUUGAGUUUAAAUUCAAUAAGCGUGACGUUCAAGCUUGGUGCGUACGUCAUGAAAAUCAAUCUGAGAGGAAAGGAUUAUAUCCUGUUGUAUUAGAGGAUUUAUCUAACAAGAGGCUGGAGCUUAAAGCAC